This is a messenger RNA of Ceraceosorus guamensis, 3622 nucleotides long. Its product is annotated as WD40 repeat-like protein. The transcript has 3 exons. Bases 225 to 3527 code for a protein of 1100 amino acids. Gene Ontology annotation, cellular component: small-subunit processome; nucleolus; 90S preribosome. Gene Ontology annotation, biological process: endonucleolytic cleavage in 5'-ETS of tricistronic rRNA transcript (SSU-rRNA, 5.8S rRNA, LSU-rRNA); endonucleolytic cleavage to generate mature 5'-end of SSU-rRNA from (SSU-rRNA, 5.8S rRNA, LSU-rRNA). Gene Ontology annotation, molecular function: protein binding; U3 snoRNA binding. NCBI's taxonomy places the organism in Eukaryota, Fungi, Basidiomycota, Exobasidiomycetes, Ceraceosorales, Ceraceosoraceae. The record is from RefSeq and is a predicted model, not a curated record.
CAUAAUUUUUGGCCUGUGGUUCCGCCGCAACUUUGCCGCUUUGGGCUCGACUGUGACUGUGACUCUCGUCAUCUCAAACACCUCUCGAGGCUUCUUUGAUCACGAUUGCAGAUAGAAGAGCGACUCGGCGCGGCUUUUCCGACUUAGAAGAGGCGCAUACCCUCGUCUUGCUCGCGCUGCCUCCUGCCUCUUCGGUCGCGUUGGACGACGUUGGUCACGUCAAGAUGUCAGUGAUCAACCUGAGCGCCUCCACCUCUGUCCUUUCCCAUCCCCAUCCCAACCCCGAGCCUGACUCUGCCUCGGCUUUCGCAUCAACAUCGCAAGCUCCUCACUUCAGAACAUCUUACAAACUUAGAAGGAGGCUGCAACCUUUCUAUAGCGGUGGAAGUUUGGUCUUCACACCGGAUGGGGAGUGGAUCGUCAGCACGCUGGACCAGGAAGCUGUCUUCUGUCACUUGAGGACCGGAAAGGUCGCGGGAAAGAUACCCAGCGACACGGAGGAUAUUACCUGCCUCACCAUCACGCCUGAUGGACAGCACCUCAUCGUAGCCUCUCGUUCCCUAUCGCUACGCAUCUUUGCUCUAGAAUGGCCAUCGUCAGAGCAAGUCGAGCCAAAGCUUCUUCGAACACUGGCCAGAGCACACGAUGCGCCCGUAGCCAUCCUCUCUGUCGAUCCCACAUCCACCCUGGUCGCCAGUGGAGCUGCGGACGGCGUGGCGAAAGUGUGGGAUGUUGUGGGAGGCUUCUGCACGCACGUGUUCAGGGGACAUGGAGGCAUUGUCAGCGCGCUCAAGUGGAACUUCUCGACGCCCAAUUUGCAAGGUGCACGAGAAGGAGGAGAGAGGAGAAUGGAGCUGUUUACGGGAAGCAUAGAUGGUAGGAUACGAUGUUGGGAUCUCAACGCUCGGAUUCAGAACACCGCAAAUCACAAGGCGGUCGCUGUCUUGCCUGCUCAUGUGUCCGUAGUGAGAGGCCUCGCCCUCUCGUCAGACGGCAAUACGCUUAUCAGCGGAUCUAGAGAUCGAACGCUGUCAUUUUGGAAGAGGGCACCUUCAACAAGCUCAUCCAAGAUGCAACGGUGGGAGAUGUCAGACACCAUCACGGCUGGCGAAGGCAUCGAAGUGGCGGACUUCUUGCCGAUAGGGUGCAAGGUCGGCUCUGCAGGCUCUAAGAGUGUCCAAGAUAUCUUUUGGACGGCCGGUUCAGAGGGAGAGGUUCGUCUAUGGAGUUUGUCUGGUCGAUGCGUCGUCAAGACUCAGCCUGGUGGAAGGUGGGAUCGGCAGAUGGUCCAACAAAAACAAAGUGGAGAGGAAAAUGAUCCGGAAGAGGCGAGAGCUGUUGUGGAUGCGCACUACUUGCCCACUCUGGACGCGAUUGCCAGCAUACACGCGGAUCAAAAUGUCAACUUGCUCAGUACGCCCCGGCCAUCUGAGACGGCGACCGCUGCACCUCUCCUGACGCAACUUUUCCAAUUAGUUGGAUUCAACGACGAGAUUGUGGACCUUGCCUUGCUCAACAAUGCCCAAUCGCUCAAGGGGGAAAGUCACCUUGCGGUGGCAACCAACAGCUCUACUAUUCGAGUAUAUGACUUGGAAAGGGACAGUCAACAUGUGCAGAUGCUGCCUGUGGAGUCUGCUGAUGGCACCGGGCACUCUGCGAUCGUCCUGUCCUUAGACAAGAGCUGGGACGGCAAGUGGCUCUUGAGCGGCUCGAAAGACCGCAGCGCGCGCGUCUGGGCUUGGGCGCCUCGCGUUGGGUCCAGUUCACAUGCUGUACAUGAAGCGACCGAUGAUGCGCAAGAGUACAAUUUAGAAACGAGGGGCACCGCUGGAGAAUGGAAAUGCGUGGCUGUUGCGGAAGGUCAUGCCGAAUCCGUGGGUGCUGUGGCGUUUGCUCGGAAACCCGCGACGCCAGGAGCGACAGGAGCACCGUUCAUGGUCACUGGAUCUCAAGAUCGGACAGUCAAAGUCUGGGACUUGUCUUCCCUUUCGAGAGCGCUAGGGCAAGGCGUACCGUCCCAACCCAUCAAAUUGCAGAGCCUUGCCACGCUCAAAGUGCAUGACAAAGACGUCAAUGCGCUGGACAUUGCGCCCAACAAUGCUCUGCUCUUGUCCGGUUCGCAAGAUCGGACCGCGAAGCUGUGGACGUUGAGCUACUCGGCGCCGAGCAAGAAUAACGGACAGACGGCGAGCGCAUCCAUCAAGCCGCUUUCGACGUGCAAAGCGCACAAGAGAGGCAUUUGGGCCGUCAAAUUCUCGCCUGCGGAUCCCGCCUUCAUCACGGCUUCGGGCGAUCGCACGAUUCGCAUGUGGUCCCUCAAGGACUUUGCCUGCGUCAAGACCUUUGAAGGUCACACGAAUGGCGUCUUGAGAGUAGACUUUAUGGAUCAAAAGGGUAUGCAAAUCGUCAGCACGGCCAGCGAUGGAUUGAUCAAGGUGUGGAAUGUCAAAGAUGAAGCGUGCGUGACUACGUUGGACGGACACGAUGAGAGGGUGUGGGGACUGGGAGUCAGAAGGGACGGGGAGAUCGUAAGCGCUGGGGCGGACAGCAGGAUCUGCUUUUGGCAAGACAUGACUGUCCAAGAUGAGGUCGAGAAGGCCAAAGAUAGGGAAAUCGCAGUCGAAAGAGAACAACAAUUCUCCAACUUGCUCACCCUGAAGGACUACAGGAAUGCCAUUGCGUUGGCUCUGAGGUCCAAUCAGCCGAGAAGGUUACUGAGUCUCUUUACGACUGUGAACGCGAACAGACCAGAUGGGCAAGGAUCUCAAGCUGCAGGACAACUGUUGCAGAGCGCCUUGCAAGCAGCUUAUGCGCCGACUGCUUCGGCUGAAGACCCAACACUCAAAGCUUUGCAAGCAGCUGGAGUCUUCUCAGCCAAGUCUAGCGCUGCUCGAUUUGCCAAUGGAGUAGCAGACAAGCAGGAAGGAAAUGCCGACAGCGAGUCGAUCACCGGAUCGAUGGCUGUAGAUCAGGUCAUUGGCAAGCUGCCACAGCGUCUUUUGAAGCAGCUCUUGUUCUACGUCAGGGAUUGGAAUACCACUGCUCGCACUGCACCCGUGGCGCAGAUCGUCCUUCAUGCCAUUUUGCGCGCUUACUCGGCCGAGCAGAUCAUUGACGCUUUCCAGCCGCCCGCCAAAUCUUCCUCGGCGGAUAAUGGAGAGGAGAAACUGCGGGAGGAAGAAGAAGAUGAUGAGGCAGGGGAGAGCGAGCAGGCUAAAAGGAAAAAGAGGAGAAGUGAAAGAGCGGGACAGAUGUACAAGGGAGAUUUGAAUUCGGUCAUUGAUGCACUCUUGCCCUACACCGAAAGGCACUAUGCGAGAGCCGACAGGAUGCUGACGGAGAGCGCUGUGCUGAGCUACACGCUUGCGGCUAUGGACAGCGUACUCGGACUGGACUUUGAGAUGGAUCAGCAAGAUGAGCUGCUGGAACAAGAGGGCAGGAUGGACGUGGACGAUGAGCUCAUUGCUGAGAGCGAUGGACGAGAGGAGAUUUCGUCGGAUGAAGAAGAACCAGAAUUUUACGAAUAGACGUCGGAGCUGGACCUCGUUGCCCUGUUGCUCGAAGCUGUCAUUGCAAUAUUUCAAUGCUCAUCUCUUUGUAGUGUAUGCCAAUUCAUUGCAUC